Messenger RNA from Schistosoma intercalatum, 2306 nucleotides. The record is from the annotation of a GenBank genome assembly. NCBI's taxonomy places the organism in Eukaryota, Metazoa, Platyhelminthes, Trematoda, Strigeidida, Schistosomatidae.
AAAUUUCAAAAUUCCGUUACAGUGAGUGGAGUUUUAUUGGUGUGAAUUUGUAGCCGAAAGGUUACAAAUUUUUCUGAGAGCUGUUUUAAGUAGAUGUUGACCCGAGGUUUAUCAAAAUCAACGUGCAUCGAAUUCUUACCAUGCGUUAUAUAUCUAAACAGGAACAAUUCUGGAUCGCUUGCAGUUUCGGACGUGAAGGAGCUGCUAAGAGGUUGAUCGAAGCUGGUGUGGAUGUUAAUUGGAGGUCCUAUGUGUACGAAUGCUAUCCUAUACAUGUCUGCUCCCAAGGGAAACCUAGUAUUUUACAGAUGGUUAUUCGAGCAGGAGCAGAUGUUAAUGCACUUGAUUCCGCAGGUAAUACAGCUUUGCACCAUGCUGCUAUGUCAGGCAAUGAAAUCAAUACUCAAAUGCUUUUAUCUGCGGGUGUAAAUGUUGAUAUAGUCAAUAAAAAUGGUUGGACACCGUUAUUUAAUGCUAUCUAUUGGAAUCAUCCAUCUAUAGCUGAAAUGCUACUGGCCAAUGGUUCAAGUCCAUUUUUGAAGAAUAAGAAUGGGAGAAUUCCACUACAUGAAUUAUGCCGAACUAAAUCCAAAGAUUCUGUUCGAAUUCUUAAAAAUUUCGAAUUACUUCUUCAAUGUAUGAAUAAAUAUAAACGAGAAGCAUUAGUCAGUAUAACUGAUUGCAAGCCUGAUCCUAUUACUACUACUAAUUCUACUACUAUUGAUGACAAUCUAAAUUUAAAUGAAACUAUAAUAGAUAAUUGUGGAACUUCUAUUGAUUUGGAUAAUAUGAAUUUAAGAGCAUGUUCUCACAAUGACUUGGAUUCAGAAGCUGACUUUACCCCACUUCUAUUUGCCUGCUAUCAUGGACAUUUGGAACUUGUCAAAGCACUGUUGGAUCGUGGCGUUAAUGUCUCCGUCACUGACAAGAAUCACUGGACAGCUUUACAUUGGGCUGCACAACAGUGUCAUGCUGAUAUUGUUGAAGUACUAUUGGAUUAUGGUGCAUCAAUAUAUGCGAAAGAUUUGCGUGGCUGUAUGCCAUAUGCUGUAACAAAUGAUAUAGGUUUACAAGAAUGUCUUUCACCCGAUAUUGACUAUCCAAAUAUUAUAUCCAAUGGACAUGUAACCACUGAUGAAGAAGAUGACGAUGACAAAGACAAUCAUAAUGAUGAUAUUAAUGACAUAGAUAGAAAAGAAGAAGUAUCUAAAAUAAAAUCAAGUACACUUCAAUUACAAUUAUUACAAUCACAUCCACAAAUAAACAUAAAUGAUACAUUGGAUUCAUCUGUGAUAACUAAACAACUUAAUCUAAUGGAAUUAUCUUUAAUUGAAAAUCACAUGGAAAUAUCCACUGCUGAAAUAGCAUCACCUGAAAUUUAUAUUAGCACUGUAUAAUUAUAGGCAAUAAUAAGUGAAAAGAAAACAAAUUCUUUCUUUCUCCCUUAUCCAGAUUGUUUGUAUUGUUGCCUUAAAGAAUGUCAACUUGUUCUCUAUUCUAUUUUUUUUCCAAAAUGGCACUACUCAUGAUUGAAUCAUUGACAAAUUUGUAUUUAUAAUGCAUGUCUUCAACAAUAUCAUAAUGUUUGCAUGUAUAUUUUGUAUUGGAACUGCAUAUUCAAAGAACAUCCUCACAUUAUGAUUUUUAUGAUUAUUAUUAUUGAAUAGUCAUAUUGUGAAUGAUCAUUUAGGAAUUUUAGUGUAAACAGUUAUACUGCUAGGUUUCUUCUCUUUCUCUUUUUUUAACGUAAAUGUAUAGUCUGGUUUAAAGCUUUAAGACUUGUUGUAUCUACGAUGAAGGAGAACAUAUACAAUUGGCAUCAAAUUCAAUGAAUCUAAUAUAAUGUUUACUAAUACUAUUAUAUUUAUAGCUUAUAAGAAGAGAAUACAUCGAUGCAUUACUCCUCUUUUUUUUUCUUUCAUUCUUCCUAAAUCUUUUCUCAAUUUGUCACAUACUUUCUUCACAUGUCCUACAUAUUUUGUUGUUGUUGUUGUUCAUUUUGAUUUAAAACCAUAUUUUAAUUUGACAUUUUGAUGUGAUGAUUUAUUCUCAUGUAUGAUGGAGUAUACAAUUGCCAAGUUUUCACUUUUAUUUAAAGAAGUAAGUGUUCGUUGUAUUGUUAAUUGAUAUGGUUUACUUCGAUUUUCAUAUAUCCUUAAUUGAAAGUAGGUUCUAUGUUUCUUAUGACUGAAGCCAAUUGAAGUUGAAUAGGGUUCCUAGUUUCUAAAUAUACCUUAUUCCUGUUUGUUAGUCGAUGAAUCUAGGUGGUGUCCCAUCAACUAACGUUAAGUUCAACAUCUACUAGG